AUGAUGAUGUCGGACCUUGAGUGUGUUGCUAGCGGCCCCCCUAAGGAUUUAGGUAUGGGAACGGGGGUGGGGGAGACGAGGUUUGUGUGGAGAGAGAAAAACGAUUUCCAGAAAGAAAGUGGCGCUGACACGAACCACAGGCCUGAUCCUGUUGGAUGUACACAAUAA
This is a messenger RNA of Aspergillus nidulans FGSC A4, 168 nucleotides long. RefSeq lists its product as uncharacterized. The record is from RefSeq and is a predicted model, not a curated record. The transcript is spliced from 3 exons. Bases 1 to 168 code for a protein of 55 amino acids. Lineage: Eukaryota; Fungi; Ascomycota; Eurotiomycetes; Eurotiales; Aspergillaceae.